Molecule: messenger RNA, 2117 nt
Organism: Bolinopsis microptera
Lineage: Eukaryota; Metazoa; Ctenophora; Tentaculata; Lobata; Bolinopsidae
Product: replication protein A 70 kDa DNA-binding subunit-like
Exons: 14
Coding region: 22-1791 (589 amino acids)
Biological process (GO): nucleotide-excision repair; double-strand break repair via homologous recombination; telomere maintenance via telomerase
Cellular component (GO): nucleus; DNA replication factor A complex
Molecular function (GO): single-stranded telomeric DNA binding; damaged DNA binding
Source: RefSeq, a predicted model, not a curated record
AUUAGCUUAUUCAGGAAAAUAAUGGCACAAGACCUGACUCCAAAUGGAAUUCUGAAAUUCUUUAAUCAGUCCAUCAAUACAGACAGUUACAAACCCACCGUUCAGAUAAACGCUAUAAAGAAAUGUGGGUCAGGAAGUGGAGCUAAUAAAAACAAGCUGUUAGUUAGUGAUGGAACUAACUUCACCACAAUGCUUUCUGUUGGGGACGAAAUAGACAAAGUGAUAGCUGACGACACGUUGAGGAAGAAUGCAGUAGUAAAGGUAGAGCGUUACAACGUGACUAACUCUAACAACAAACACUUCGUACUUAUACUAGAGGUCUCCAUCUUAUCUUACCCUGAACAGAAGAUAGGUAACCCUGUAAAGCUAUCAGAUGACCAGAUACAAGCCGAGGUUAACAAGACCCCCACCCCUUCUACUUCAGUACCCAGCGCAGUCUCUACUUUCAAUUCUGGAGGCAUGGCAGGAGCUGCUCCUUCAGGCACACCUGGUAAUAUAUAUCCGAUACAGAGUCUCAACCCCUAUCAGAACAAGUGGACUAUCAAGGCUAGGGUAACCAAGAAGAGUGAUAUUAGAACGUGGUCUAACGCACGGGGAGAAGGGAAACUGUUCAGUCUGGAGCUGAUGGACGAGAGUGGAGAGAUUAGGUGUACAGGUUUCACAGACGCAGUAGAUAAGUUUUACAACGUAGUAGAACAAGGUCAAGUGUACUACGUUUCCCGCUGCUCUCUCAAGACCGCUAAUAAACAGUACACUGCUAUAAAGAACGACUACGAGAUGACGAUAAAUAGUGACACUACUAUUGUUAAGUGCGAGGACGGAGAUGCAGUUCCGCAGAUAAAAAUGGAGUUUACUCAGAUAUCAGACCUGGAGAGAUGCGAGAAUAACAGUUUUGUGGAUAUAAUGGGAAUAGCUACUGAUAUUGGAGACGUUCAGUCUAUUACUGCUAGGGCGUCAGGCAAGCAACUCACUAAAAGAGAAGUAAAGUUGCAAGACAAAUCAGGAGCAGCAGUGUCUCUGACACUCUGGGGAAAUGAUGCUGAUAAGUUCGACACAGGACUUGCAAACCCUGUCAUUGCUGUUAAGGCAGCUAAAGUCAGCGACUUCGGGGGCCGGUCUCUCUCUGUUUCUUUCAGCUCUACUUUACUGGUUAAUCCGGACACAGCCCCCUCACACGAGUUAAAGGGAUGGUACGAUACCACCGGUAAAGACGAGACUGUCAGACAAAUGUCCGGUUCUGGAGGUAUGGGAGGGGGUGGAAUGGAGACUGCUCACAAAUCAUUUGGUGAAAUUAAGGAGGCUAACAUUCAGGAUAAGCCGGAGUAUUUCAGUAACCAUGCAGCAAUAGUGUUCGUUAAAAAAGAUAACUGUAUGUACCAGGCCUGUCCCAGCGCUGACUGUAAUAAAAAGGUAAUGCAAGAAUCAGCUACAGAAUAUCGUUGUGAGAAAUGUGACAAACUCUAUCCCAACUUCAAAUACAGAUUAAUGCUAACAGUGAAACUCUCUGACUUUACUGGCAACGAGUGGGUCACAUGUUUCCAGGAAACAGCAGAGAAAUUGUUGGGAAUUUCAGCCGAUGACCUUGGCAAACUGAAGGAAACAAAUGAAGCAGAAUUUGAACAAGCAAUGAACAAAGUCAACUUUACAGCGUAUAACUUCAAGAUUCGGGCUAGAACUGAAACGUAUAUGGACGAAUCACGACUCAAGUGUACAGCUCUAUCAGUUGAACCUAUUGACUAUAUUACGCACAGUAAACGCUUGAUAGAUGAAAUAAAGCUGUUAGAAGGUUGAAAAUACAAGACAUAUUGAAUCUGACUCCGAAAACUUGCCGGAUUUGGAGUCUAGAUACACACGUUAUUGACUGUUAAAAGUGACUUAAUUCUAUGGACGCUAUCAGCUUUUUUAAAUAUUUAAGAAUUUCAUUAUCAUAAAUUUGUUUAUUUGGUUGUUAAUUUCCACGAAAUGACUGUUUCCCUUUAAAUAUUUCGAUUUCAAAUUAGCGGGACUAUACGCGCCGCGCAUUAAGCGCGAGCCACAAACUACAUGGUUUCAGCAUUAUUAUUGUGCGCAUUGUAAAUUAAGCACACAGUUGCGAACAUUUUAAGAUUUGAAAAGAA